Cyphellophora europaea CBS 101466 is the source of this 1041-nucleotide messenger RNA. RefSeq lists its product as uncharacterized. NCBI's taxonomy places the organism in Eukaryota, Fungi, Ascomycota, Eurotiomycetes, Chaetothyriales, Cyphellophoraceae. The record is from RefSeq and is a predicted model, not a curated record. Gene Ontology annotation, molecular function: dioxygenase activity. The coding region runs from base 1 to 1041 and encodes 346 amino acids. The transcript has a single exon.
AUGACCACUAACGGCAGCAAACCCUCCACCAUCCCCAUCGUCGACUUCGGCGAGUUCAACGACUCGUCUCCAGCCGCCACCCGCCAACAGAUCGCCCGGGAUCUCGUCCGCGCCUGCCGCGAAGUCGGCUUCGUCUACAUCGUCAACCACGGCGUGCCAGCCGACGAACUCGCCAAAGCUUUCGCUGUCUCCCAACACUUCUACGCCCUGCCACUGUCCGAAAAGAUGAAGGCACCUCACCCUCCAGGCUGGGAAGUGCACCGGGGCUACUCCUGGCCGGGGCUCGAGAAAGUGUCCAACGCCACGGCCGGUGCGGGAGACGACACGGAAGCCACGAGCAAGCUGGUCGAGCAGAUGCGGUCCGUACAGGACUUCAAGGAAUCGUACGAGAUCGGCUCCGAGCACGACCCGGACAUGCCCAAUGUCUGGCCGCCCGACGACGUCUACCCGGAGUGGAAGCCGUUCAUGACUUCCUUCUACUGGACAUGCUUCGGCGCAGCGAAAAAGGUGCUGCGCGCCCUGGCGCUGGGGAUCGGGCUGUCGGACGAGGAAGAGCUGGUACGCCAGCACUCCGGCCACUACAACCAGCUGCGGCUGCUGCACUACCCGCCCAUUCCGGCCAGGGUGCUCGAGGACGGCAGGAUGGAGCGCAUGCCCGCGCACAGCGACUGGUCGACCAUCACGCUGCUCUUCCAAGACGACGUGGGCGGGCUGCAGGUCGAGUCGCCAACGGAGCCGGGGGCUUUCAUCGACGUGGACCCCGUGGAUGGCGGCAUGCUGGUCAAUAUCGGCGACCUGAUGAUGCGCUGGAGCAACGACUACCUGAAAAGCACGCCGCACCGCGUCACGUUGCCGCCACUGCAGGAUCGGUAUAAGGGCCAGGAGAGGGUGACGCGGGCGCGCUACAGCAUCCCGUAUUUCCUCACGACGGACCCGGAAGAGGAGAUCGCGUGUUUGAGCGUGGGCGAGGGCGAGAAGCCAGAGUAUGAGCCGAUCACCCGCAGGGAGUACUAUGCCAUGAGGGCGAAGAUGCAGUACUGA